Molecule: messenger RNA, 576 nt
Organism: Pocillopora verrucosa
Lineage: Eukaryota; Metazoa; Cnidaria; Anthozoa; Scleractinia; Pocilloporidae
Source: RefSeq, a predicted model, not a curated record
AUGGACGAUUUUCGGCAUAAUCACGAGCACAGACAAUUUGAGCAUGGAGAUUCCAUUGUCGUCUCGAACGCCUUUGGGUUCUGUAACCAAUUGGAAGACAGCAGCCAUGGUUUCAAUGAAAGUAGGUCUGUCAUGACCAAAGACAACCUUAAAUUACUUGCUUUAAGCACUGCUGACAACUUUUGUGAAAAUCAAGGAAGGGAAAGUGAGUAUGCGGCAUCUUUGGCCGACGAAUGUGAAGAAAACUUGGAACAGACAAGAAGUAUGGUACGGGCUCGAACAAACCAUGUUCGCAAGCAAACAGUAAACAAUUCUAUCAAGAAGAAACCUCAAAAGAAACGCCGUGUAACGGCCAAUUUAGCUGCAACUAAGUACGAUGUUGUUAGAAAAGUUUGUCUUCAAUGUGGAAUGUAUAUUGCAAGGGAUGAUGACUCAAACAGUUUCCUCAUUUGGAGUGAUUCAUCAGUGCCAGUUGAAAAAAUUAUAGAACUAAAAUCAUUUCAGAAAAUCAACCAUUUUCCAAGUAUGGGUGAGAUUUGUAGGAAGGAUAACCUAGCUCGGAAUAUGGCAAAGUAA